GAUGGCGGCCUCCAUGGAGGAAAGCCUCGGCACAGCCAUGUUCCUCGCCCAACAACUCCACUCGUGGACAAAGUCCCUGCAGAUCCAUAACUGCACCUUGCUCAGAGAUUUCUUGGUGUCUCUGUGGAGCUGUCGAGGUUUCUCCUUACUGGAGGCUGCGGGAUCUUCCAUUCAUUCUGACCGCAGCCCAUAUACCGACUCCCCUCCAGCUUUGGAAGGUGGGCUGAGACCCAGGGUGAACAUGUCAGCUAAUAGGAAAUCACCCCAGAGGUUCCCUGCUCUGGUUCCAGGACUGCCUGGCAGAUCAUUUGAGGGAUCUGUGUCAUUUGAGGACGUGGCUGUGGAUUUUACCCGACAGGAAUGGCACAGCCUGGACCCCGCUCAGAGGACCAUGCACAAGGAUGUCAUGUUGGAGAACUACAGCAACCUGGCAUCUGUGGGCCUCUGCGUGGCCAAACCAGAGAUGAUCUUCAAGUUGGAGCGAGGAGAAGAGCUGUGGAUAUUAGAGGAGGAAUCCCCAGGCCCUGGUUACCCAGGAUCUCUCUCACUGCUGUGUGACAACAGUUCUGUUGAGGGUAAUGCCCUCGGGCAUGAUUAUGACCUCCGGCAUCAGAAGAUUCAAACGUUGGACCAAGCUGUUGAAUAUAAUGGAUACGGGAAAAUCUUCUACAAGAAAACAGGCUUUGUUGGUCCUAAAAAGGCACACACAGGGGUAAAAAACUUUGGAUGUCACGAAUGUGGGAAAGCUUACUGCCGGAAAUCAAACCUUAUUGAACAUCUGAGAAUACACACGGGGGAGAGACCUUAUGAAUGCGCAGAAUGUGCAAAGACCUUUAGUGCAAGGUCAUACCUCAUUGCUCAUCAGAAGACUCACACAGGGGAGAAACCCUUUGAAUGUAACGAAUGUAGGAAAUCUUUUGGCAGGAAGUCACAACUCAUUCUACAUCAGAGAACGCACACAGGAGAGAGACCCUAUGAAUGUACCGAAUGUGGGAAAACCUUUUCUGAGAAGGCAACCCUCAUGAUUCACCAGAGAACUCACACAGGAGAGAAGCCCUACGAGUGUAGUGAAUGUGGAAAGACAUUUCGAGUUAAGAUAUCCCUUACCCAGCACCAGAGAACUCACACAGGGGAGAAACCAUACGAAUGUGGGGACUGUGGGAAGAACUUCCGUGCAAAGAAAUCCCUAAACCAGCAUCAAAGAAUUCACACAGGCGAGAAACCCUAUAAAUGUGGUGAAUGUGGGAAAUUCUUCAGAAUGAAAAUGACUCUCAAUAAUCAUCAGAGGACUCACACAGGUGAAAAACCCUAUCAGUGCAAUGAAUGUGGGAAGUCUUUCAGGGUACACUCAUCUCUUGGGAUACAUCAGCGAAUUCACACAGGAGAGAAACCUUAUGAGUGUAAUAAAUGUGGUAAUGCCUUCUACGUAAAAGCACGCCUCAUUGAACACCAGAGGAUGCAUUCAGGAGAGAAGCCCUAUGAAUGUAGGGAAUGCGGAAAAAUCUUCAGUAUGAAGAAAUCCCUUUGUCAACACCAGAGAACUCACACGGGAGAGAAACCCUACGAAUGUAGCGAAUGCGGAAAUGCCUUCUACGUGAAAGUACGCCUCAUUGAACAUCAGCGAAUUCACACAGGAGAGAGACCCUUUGAAUGUCGGGAAUGUGGGAAAGCCUUUUGCCGGAAAGCACACCUCACAGAACAUCAGAGAAUCCACGUAGGCCGGCCCUUGCCUUGUACAAUGGAGAAAGCUUCUUCGUGAAGACUCCCAUCACCAUUUGAUCAAGCCCUCUGGGUCAUCUGGUCACCCUGCACCCAGAGUACACCCGUAACAGUUUGGCUCCUACACUGGUGUGAAAAUACAUCCCAGUUCCUGUUAGGGGAUAGCUCAUUGUCAUUUUCAUUUCAUUUGGAUUUCCCUAAUGAAUGGUAUGGUGGCAUAGCUUCUUGUCUGUUGACCGGCCAUUUCGGUUUUUUUCUUCUGUGCACUGACAGUGCUCUAUCCUUUGCUCAUUGUUUUUAAUGGGCCACUUCUCUUUUACUUCUUGGCGUAAGUGUCUCUUGGCUUUGUUUUUUACUACAUGAGAAUAUAAAAAUCUUUUUUCAGUUAUGUGUGUUACAGAUAUGUCCUCACGGACUGUGCCUGGUUGCUUAAUUUUGUUAAGUCUUCUGCUGAGGUUUUAUGUUGGAAUAUGGAUCAGAUUCAGGGUGGUAAUAUUCUCCUAUUCUUUCUUCUAAAGUUAAGGUUUUCCUUUCAACAUUGAGAAUUUGUCAUCUACCCUGAGAAUUUUUGUGUGUAUAGUGUGAACUGUACAAUAUCUAAUACCCUAUUGCUUUUAAAAACUUUACAUGAAUGGUAUCACACGGUGUUGAAAGUUCUGCAGCUUGCUCCUUUCAUGGAACGUUACCUUCCCAGGGUCUGUCCACGCGGAUAAAUAUAGGUCUGGUCCAUUCAUUUCUCUCUCCAUUCUCUUGGUGCAAGACAUUUGUAUCGUGUCUGUGUUUGGUGUCUAAAUCUAAAAGUGGAACUGAUGGGUCAUAGAGUGUAGGCAUUGUUUAAGUGAUUCAGCUCUUGUGCCCUAGCUCUAACAUCCCCAUUCUACACUGUGCUUUGUGGUGCUUGGGCUAUGAUCUACAAAACAUGUUUCUGUCUUGCCAUCUUCUUCCUGUUGGGUCUUGCCAAUAAGAGAUACUAAAUAUAAACUUUAAGGGUGAGGAAGGAAGAAGGGACCUGCUCCUUGUUUCCCCUUCCUGUUAGCUCCCUGUUCAUCUGAGUGUCAGCCCAGUGUUACUUCUUCCCUUGGCCAGCAGCAGUUCCUCCCGGUGGCGGUAGUUUAAUCCAGGCUGUAGAUUUCCAGCACCCAUGGAAUCCCCUACGGUACGAACUCCCACCCCCUCAGAGACACUGGCAGCCGCUGGCCGGGGCCACCUCCCUAGAGGUGUGAGUCCCACCCACAUGACACUACUCCUUCAACUUUUCAAUUCCAGUUUCUUCCCUUGUUACCUUAGCCCAGCUGCUUCCUGUAGUUGCUAUCUCCACGAUAAUUUUAAUGUUCCCUGUCUUUUCAGUUACAUGGUUAGUAACUCUGUAACUAGCUAAAAAGUCUCUAUAAUAAGUUCUUUUCAUUAAAAAAUAACUGGUGUUGUUUCUCUCCCCUAGCUGGGUCCUUCAGAUUGAUACAGAAAUUUUUCAACUUUGUUAAAUAAUUGGAUUUUUUCCCCCUCUAGGUUGUACUAACUUACAUUCUCAUGAGCAGUUUGAGAUGAAGUUUACAUUUUUCCAUGUAUUCACCAGGACUUAUUAGCAGUCUUUCAAAUUGUGGCCAGUCUGAAAGGUGUAAAAUGGCUUGAAGUUGUUGUAUCCAUGAAUA
Lutra lutra (Eurasian river otter) is the source of this 3368-nucleotide messenger RNA. It is a transcript of the gene ZNF157, whose product is annotated as zinc finger protein 157. The transcript has 5 exons. NCBI's taxonomy places the organism in Eukaryota, Metazoa, Chordata, Mammalia, Carnivora, Mustelidae. Gene Ontology annotation, biological process: regulation of DNA-templated transcription. Bases 2 to 1759 code for a protein of 585 amino acids. The record is from RefSeq and is a predicted model, not a curated record.